Styela clava is the source of this 2591-nucleotide messenger RNA. RefSeq lists its product as uncharacterized. The record is from RefSeq and is a predicted model, not a curated record. Gene Ontology annotation, molecular function: protein binding. NCBI's taxonomy places the organism in Eukaryota, Metazoa, Chordata, Ascidiacea, Stolidobranchia, Styelidae.
CUUGACAGUUCGAAGAAGAAAGAAAGCAAACCUCAUCCAACCUGAACAAUUGUGCCUUCCAUUAUUUUUUGAUCAACUAUGAAGAAGUUUCAUUUACACUUAGGCUUCACCACCACAUGAUUAAAUCUGCAACAUAUCUGUAUAUUCAGGGUUCCAUAUACCUUUGCAGCAAUAAUUUUAUAAAGUCAUAUGGAUGUGUUUGCAUCUGCAUACCCAGAUGCCUGUUCAAGCAUUGGAGCAGCAUCCAGGGCAGGAAACUCUCAAGUUUUGCAUGAACUUUUGAUGAAGGGCUUGGAUUACACGAUCAAAGAUAACAGGGGAUGGUAUCCUAUGCAUGAAGCAGCAUUUGGCGGUCAUAUCGAGUGUGUUAAGAUACUUUUGGAAACGGCAAUGUCAGAUUGCGAAUCUACCGGAGAGAUUUUGGAUUGUGUAUUCCCAUCUGCUUUUGAUCGAGAAACACCGUUAUCUAUUGCUUCUAGUGAAGGCCAUGUUGAAGUUGUUAAACAUCUCAUGAGCUUGUACAAAGAAUCGGAAUUGGGAAUUGACAAAAUGGGAUAUCCUCUCCAUGAAUCCUGCAAAAAUGGGCAUAAUAAAUGUAUUGAAAUUCUAGUUGAUGAAUUCCCAAUGCAUGUUAACAUGAAGGAUUCCCGAAGUGGUGAUUAUCCAAUACAUGUAAUUGUUGAAAAAGAAAAUAUUCAAGCAACAAAAUUUUUAAUACAAAAUGGGGCUGAUGUAAAUGUGCAAGAUUCAGAUGACUUGAAGACACCAUUACAUGUGGCAGUUUCUAUUGAAAAUGAAGAGAUUGUGAAACUUUUGAUCAAUGAAGUUAAGGAUGUGAAUGCAACUGAUAUCACAGAUUGUACGCCCUUAUAUUUAGCUGCGCAAAAUGGAAAUGAAAAUAUAGUACGGUUGCUGUUAAACAAAGGUGCUGAUCCAUUAAAGUGUAUGUAUAUUGAUCAUAUGGGCUUAAAAAGUUUUCCAUUAACAGUAGCAGCUGAAAAAGGACAUUUUCCCGUUGUUAAAUUGCUUGCAAAAAUUACUCCGAAAGAUUGUUGUAUUUCUGCAGUUAUUUUGAGUGCUUUUAAUAGGCACAAUGAUUGUUUAUUAUAUUUAUUCAGAAAAGGAUAUUCAACUUUCCAUUCGGAUAUUAAAAUUGCAGGUGAAAGCGUAUGGGAUAUUUUAUUAGGUCACAACAAUGGUUUUGAAAGUUUCUCAAGUACUGUUAAAAUACUCAUUGAAAAUGAUACUUUAUUUUCGGAUCUUGCGAGAAGGGAAGAACAUUUGUAUUUCAAAUAUUUUAUUUUGCCCAUGAGAUUUAAUGACGUUAAUAUUGUGGUCUUAAAUGAGUUUUUGAAUGCAGGACUACUGGAAUUACGAUUCAACUGUGAAACAUUUCCUAACUUAUCAUAUUCAAUCAGCGGACAUAAAGUUUUACAAGAUCGCUUAAUCCUAAAUAGUCGGUAUCCGCAUUAUCUGAGAAAUCUAUCCAAAAUAUCACUUUGUUUGAGAUAUUUUCCAUUUUUAUCGAUUUCACAUAAUAGUUCAUUGCCAUUGGUGGUUGCAAAUGUUGAUAAUCUUCUGCAUGGAAUUCUAGUUCAAAAUGUUCCAUCCUUGGUUGAUUUAACCAGAUGGGUGAUACGCUGCUAUAUAAUUAAAGUCAAAGGCCUGAUUUGUUCCAAACAUAUUACCUGCUUAAAUUUACCAAGAAAAAUGGAAGAUUUCCUGUUGCAAUGUUAAAAAGUUGAAAUUGAAACAUUUCCCAGUCCCCACAUUGUAUUAACUUAGGAUGGGAACACUAAAUAUUGAGCUUAUUCCUCAUAUGACCUGGCUAUAUUAUAUAUAUAUAUAUAUAUCACUUGGCUUUCUAAAAUGUUGACUAUAAUUUUUUUGCAUGUUGAUAAAUUUAUCUCAAGCAGUCAAUUUUAAUUUCAUUUUUUACAAUUUGUAUUAAGCUACCCCACAAUUCUGGUUACCCAAGUUCUUAGUGUAGUUUACCGCGGCACAUUUGAUUGUGUAGAUUGGUUUUGAUGUUAAAGAUCAUGUUAUUAGCCCCAUAACUAAUUUCAUUAAGUAUGCUUGUUGAAACUACCAUAAAUAUAUGCAUGUUUAAACCUCUGAUCGCCAUGAUAUUGUAGGCUAAAGUAACUUUGGUGGGUGAUUUAAUGCUGCUGUGGGAUGUGCCGACAUAACUAUUCCUGUAUUCCUUAUCAUAUAGAACCAAUUUGUUUGGGACGUGACCUUUGACAUUGCCUAUCCAAAAUGAAAUAUGUAGCUGGAGCUCCAGCAGAAAAUCACUUGGAUCAAUUCUACGAAAAAUUUCUGAUUUAAAUCAAAUUAUUUGGUUAAGAAAAUUAUAUUUUAUUUUCCCCACAUCAGAGCAACUUUUUUGCACAAUGGUCUUUAUGAUUAAGCUAUAAUCUCUUCGCAGUCCUGUCCCUUUUCGCAAUACUAUUGAGGCUUUUUUACCCAAUCAUAAAUAACAGAAGGUCUAACUUACAUACAAAUGAAUGAAUUAAACUAUUGUAUUUUGGUCAUAGCCAAUCACAUUGCAAAUACUUAGUAGAUUUCCUAUAUUCUUUGUAUGAUUUCAG